Solea solea (common sole) is the source of this 2663-nucleotide messenger RNA. It is a transcript of the gene pycr1b, whose product is annotated as pyrroline-5-carboxylate reductase 1b. Gene Ontology annotation, biological process: L-proline biosynthetic process. The transcript is spliced from 9 exons. NCBI's taxonomy places the organism in Eukaryota, Metazoa, Chordata, Actinopteri, Pleuronectiformes, Soleidae. The record is from RefSeq and is a predicted model, not a curated record. Gene Ontology annotation, molecular function: pyrroline-5-carboxylate reductase activity. Bases 188 to 1162 code for a protein of 324 amino acids.
UCGCUGCCCGUUACGCUUUCUGGUCUGUAGCGGCUGGAGGAAAGAGGAAGCCACGUUGACACAGAGCGUGGUACUUCAGUCGUCAAGCUGACUGUCUGUGGCCUCGGGACGUAACGGUCACCGCUUCAUCUUAGAGACUAAACUAACACCAGAGGAGAGGGCCAGUUAAGUCACAUUAUCAGACAGGAUGAGUGUCGGAUUUAUUGGAGCAGGCCAGUUGGCUCAUGCGCUGGUGAAAGGCUUUACAGCUGCAGGUGUGAUUGCUGCACACAGGAUUACAGCCAGCUCCCCAGACACAGACCUGCCGACGGUGUCAGGACUGAGGAAAAUGGGGGUGAACCUGACAACAAGCAACAAAGAGACCGUAAAUAAGAGCGAUGUGCUCUUCCUGGCCGUAAAACCCCACAUCAUCCCCUUCGUUCUGGAUGAGAUUGGGCCAGACAUCGAGGACCGUCAUCUCAUAGUGUCGUGUGCUGCAGGUGUGACCAUCAGCUCCAUUGAAAAGAAACUACUACAUCACCGUGAAGCCCCUAAAGUCAUGAGAUGUAUGACAAAUACUCCUGUAGUUGUGAAGGAGGGAGCAACGGUGUACGCCACUGGGACACAUGCAGAGGUGGAAGAUGGCAAGUUACUGGAGCAGCUGAUGGCCAGUGUAGGAUAUUGCAUUGAGGUGGAGGAGGACCUCAUUGAUGCCGUCACUGGGCUGAGUGGAAGUGGACCAGCCUAUGCGUUCACUGCAGUGGAUGCUCUUGCAGAUGGAGGAGUGAAAAUGGGUCUGCCCAGGAGACUAGCUGUCAGACUAGGAGCUCAGGCUCUGUUGGGAGCAGCUAAGAUGUUGCUGGAGUCGGAACAGCACCCGGGCCAGCUGAAGGACCAAGUCUGCUCACCAGGGGGCGCCACCAUUCAUGCCCUGCAUGUCAUGGAGAGUGGCGGCUUCCGCAGCCUCCUGAUCAACGCGGUAGAGGCUUCUUGCAUCAGGACACGGGAACUGCAGUACCUGGCAGACCAGGAGCGCAUUUCUCCAGCAGCCAUCAAGAAAACCACACUGGACCAGGUUCUCCAGCAACCUGGAGUGACAGUCAGCGGAGAGACGAAUGGAAACAGUAGAUCGGGGAUCAGCCUGUUCAACAAUCGUGGUCCAGGGGUGAAGAAGAAAAACUGAGUUGACAGAUGAGCAGACACACAAACAUGUUACAGAUUCAAGUGUACACAUGUGAAAAUACACACGCUUUAUACCGUUCAGCCAUAAUAUCUGGAAAAAACAGGACUCAGGACUGAUCUCAUGUCAUUUUCAAAUUACUUUGCCAAAUAAUUUAUUCGUUCAUAACAAUGAGGACCUGAUGGUGUCACCUCCAGGUUACACACAUGCACAGGUGUAUUCUGUGUGCAUCGAUCACCGUUAUAGCCUUAUGGUGGAAUGCACAAUUGCUUUCUACAAGUACACAAAUCCAGAGACACAGUGACAAGCAAAAGUGCGUUGACAAAAUGUUAUCUGUCUGUUUGGGCUCUAGACUGUCUAGAGCUGUUACUUUAAUGACCCAGUGCGCCAUCAUGGGAUCCUGGUGAACACUAGGCAGCAGAUGGCUGCUGGGAACCAUCAAGCUGUUAAUGUAUGUCUUUAAGAGGUUUUUUUUUUUUUUUUUGUUUUUUUUUUUUUCCCUUUCCCCCUUCUAAACAAUGUUAUUCAACGUUUACCCUUCUUUAGCCAACAGUAUUAUGCUGUUAAUGACUAAAUAUGAAUUUUGCCAAUUUUUAAUAUCUUGAUUCUAAGUAUUUCUUAUAGUCAUAUAUGAACUCUACAAACAUUAUGGAUUAAAAAUACCUCCCUGUAUGUAAUAUUUGGGGUUUAGCACAUUAAGAGCAAUGUGCCUUCAACCCAUAGUUUGUUUUCUCACACAUAAAAGUCAUUCCAAGCUGUUGACAGUUUUCUUCAGAUCUCUCUUUCUUUCUCUCUGUCUCUCUCUCUCUCUGCACAUUUUGUUUCACACCACAAAGGCACUUUUUGUUUUUGUUUUCUUUUAUAAGGAAAUAUGAUGUCAUUAGUAGGGGUGUCAUGAUCUCGACUGGAAAUCAUCUAAUAUCGAUCGAAAUGACGACACAAUCUCGACCUUUCAAAGCAAAGGUGGAAUCGAGGAUUUAACGUGCUGGGGGGGCAGUUCCCUGCCAACUAAUAGUAACCAGGGAAACUGCUGAUUGACACACUGACCAAACUCGGUGUUUAAGCUAUGUUAUGCGCGUGUAGCAUACUCCAGGAUAUCUCAGCAGGAGUCAUAAGGACGUAGAUGUAACUAUGAGAAUGACUAAAUUCAGGUAACUAAAAAAAAUGGCAGACCCUUCUGUGCUAAAAGAGAGGGGGGGGGAAUAGGUUGAGAAAUCAAUUCCAAUCUAGGAUUUGGAGAAUCGUGACACCCCUCGUCAUUACCUCAAAGUGCUGUAAGAAAGCUUCAAUCAUUUAAACUGCUCACUGAACAAUACUUAAUCAUGGUAAACGAAGCAUAACAUCUGCCACCAAUCCGUCCAAACUGUUUGUUUUUGUUUGGUUUAUAUUCUGUAUAGUUUUGUCCCCACAAUGUAAUAGAUGUUAUCUAUGCUUUUGUUGAGCAUAUCGACCACUGAACUGGUGUACCAGUCAAAAAGACAAUAUUAAAGAAGCUGAAUCAAAA